Liolophura sinensis is the source of this 2066-nucleotide messenger RNA. RefSeq lists its product as uncharacterized. The transcript is spliced from 4 exons. Lineage: Eukaryota; Metazoa; Mollusca; Polyplacophora; Chitonida; Chitonidae. The coding region runs from base 129 to 1745 and encodes 538 amino acids. The record is from RefSeq and is a predicted model, not a curated record.
UUUAUACUUCCGGUUGGAAGACAACAACAGAGUUCGGAAAACUUUCUGAGAUGGUUGAAGUCGGAUAAAUCUGCAGGAGAUAACAACGAGAGGCGUCUAAAUGAUCUCAUGGGAACUUAGCUGAAGUAAUGUACAUUGUACCAUGCACAAUGGGCACCUCACUGGAAGCUGUUCAGGUCAAAUUUGCCUCCAUCAUUGAAGAUCUGAGCGGAUGUCCCCACACACUGUCACAGUUUGUUGUCUGGGUUGAUCUCUGUGUGGCAGAGUACAAGUCGAAUGGCUUCAUUUAUCUGAAUUGCUCUGGCAAGAAGCCAGAACCAUCCUGGCUAGACGGGCUGAAAGAGGAAGUUGUGGACACCGAUGAAGACACCAGUAUUAAUAAGCACCAUUUUACAGACACCAGUAUUAAUAAGCACCAUUUUACAGACACCAAAGGCUCUCAUAAUACCAACACCAACAGAAAACACAGACACCAUCACAGCAUACUGACUGACAGUGUCACCAGCCUCUGUAACAGCAUUGUGAAGAUAAAAACAAGGAAACAAGUUGUCAAUGCUGAUACCAACAAUGACACCAUAUGUUGUGAUCACACCAAAAGCCAUAAUGAGACAAACAGCAUCACUGAAACCAGACUUUCUGAAACCAUAACCAGUAACAGAAAUAGGGCUGAAGCUCAGAAGAGAGCCAUGACUGCUGUAACCUGCCGGAAUGCUGGUCAGAAGGUAGCAGGUGCUUCUACAUCAAUCUCUGACCAUAUCUAUGCUAUGGGAGUGGAUUUACAAAGGAAACAGAAAAGUACAUUAGACAGGAAUUCAAGGAUAAUACCCACAAGUGCCAAAGCUGUUGGUGGCAAGUCACAUACAGAAACAAUCUCUGUAUCUGAAAACAGGUCUCAGGGAGUCUACCCGGUUGGCUUGAUACAAGUGUCCACACUUGGUGGACGUGAUGCCAAUUUAGGGAGGCAAAACAGUGAAAACAUCCAAGAUGAGGAGGAAGAAUUUUUAGAGACUGUUCCAAACCCUUUGAGUGGGGUGAGCAAAGACAAAGACUAUGGUGCUGAAAACUUGAUUAUGGGGGAAUCUUCAAUGGAUGUGUCCCCGCCCGUUAUGGGACAAGAGGGUGGGCGGAACAGUCCUCUGUGUGGCCCUCAUCUACACAGUCACUUGGUGCCCACACAGGUGUCUAGUGCUAAUAGGACACCCAUUAUCAAAACUGAAAGUGAAAGUUCUUUGCUGGAGUCAGACUACUGCAAUAAUAACACUGGAGAUGACGCCUAUCCCGGCUGUGUGGUAUUAGAAAUCAGCGAUGCCGGAGAGUUAUCUACCCCUGUCAAGACUCAGCCUGCAGAUGACUACUGGUCAUCGUACGGCACGUGCAUCCCAGGCCCAGUCAAGAAGGCCCGUACAAACGUGGGCAACAUGCAUCGCUGGCUUCAGCAGGACCAAAACGAACUACGUCAAAUCGAAGAGAUUCCGCCUGAAGAACUAGAUCCGUAUUUAACAGCAUUCCUCAGGCUAGUCCGGCGGAAGGACGGCAGAGACUAUGAUCCAAACUCCUUCAAGGACGUUCGCGGCAGUAUUCAGCGGUAUCUUCAGGACCAUGGCUACCCUUACUCCAUUGUCAGAUCACCGUUAUUUUACAACAGCCAAAGAGCCUACUACAGAAAAAAGGAGCAACUGAGACAUUCACUAUUCCUGAAGAACAGGAAAGCCGACACAGAUUUAAACUACAUUAGCUUCCAGUAAUGAUGCGUACCCUGGCACUUCUCUUAAUCAAGGCAUAUUUCUAAGUCACCAUGUUUGUGAACUGACGUCGUAUUUUGUUAUAAAUUUCAUAUAUUUAUCCAUAGCUUUAAUGUGUUUUUUUUUACUGACAAAUAUAUCUUGAUCAUUUCUGUAUAUGUUAUUUUUCUGUUUUGUGUACUCUGAUAAAAAAAAUGCACUGUUGCACAUGACAUAUUUUUUUCAUAGGUAAUCAGGUAUAGUUCAGGCCAGUAGACCUUUCUAAACUGCCCGUGAAGAAAACUCUCUCUUUAACAUAUUCAUUCAUUUGACUGAUUGGGGCUU